This is a messenger RNA of Podospora anserina S mat+, 1074 nucleotides long. RefSeq lists its product as uncharacterized. The annotation marks the transcript as partial. Gene Ontology annotation, cellular component: nucleus. The transcript has a single exon. Gene Ontology annotation, biological process: regulation of DNA-templated transcription; DNA-templated transcription. The record is from RefSeq and is a predicted model, not a curated record. Lineage: Eukaryota; Fungi; Ascomycota; Sordariomycetes; Sordariales; Podosporaceae. Gene Ontology annotation, molecular function: zinc ion binding; DNA-binding transcription factor activity, RNA polymerase II-specific; DNA binding.
AGAAAAUGCGACAAAAUCCUCCCCACAUGCGGCCUCUGCGCCAGAAUGGCCCGGCCAUGCGAUUACACCAUCCUCGACACCAUCCCACAACAGCAACCGGCCCAAGCAUCAUCAGAGGAGCUCGCAACCCUCCAGGCCCGGCUGUGUGAGCUAGAGAAUCGUCUCAACAAUGCCUCUCAAUCUCAACAACCACCACCGCCACGACAACCAUCACCACCUAGCAUGCACAUCAACCCUGAAAUUCUCCCUCCUCUACCUCCCAAGCCACCCUCGCCCCUCUGGUCCCCUUCUGCUGUCCCCUCCCGCUUUCCCACCUCCUUAUUCCUCGACCUGGACGCCUUCAACUGGUCCACCACCCCCAUCCCCGCCCCCAAUAUGCCCAUCCCAAGUGAAGUCCUCGACAUCCUAUCCAGAGGCACAACAGUCCAAGACACCGCCACCGAAUACUUCCACGGCACCCACGCUUGGUUCCCCUUCAUCUCCAAAAAACGCAUGGAGCUCGGGCUGUCCCUCUGGGAAGCCGGUCCCGAACUUGCCUUCCUCUUUCUCGGCAUGAAACUGGUAAGCACCCCAGUCAACAACGGGGUGGAGCCAGCCGGCAACCCGCUGUAUACCGCAGCGAAAAGAUUCUGGGCUUCGCUCGAACAAGCCGGGAGCGUGAGCCUGCAGUUUGUCCAGGGGAUGGUGCUGGUGACGGUUUAUGAGAUGGGGCACGGGAUAUACCCCGCGGCGUGGAUCAGUGUAGGAGUGCUGGGGAGAUGGGUUGAGGUUUUAGGACUGCCGGGUUUUAGAAGAGGAGGGGUGGCGUUGGGGAGCGUGGUACGUCUUUUCAGCUGCUGUGAUGAUGACUCUGAAACCGAUGAGGAUGAUGCUGACAGUACCUUCAAAAAGACAACCUGGACUGAAUCCGAAGAACGCCGCCGUUUGUGGUGGGCAAUCUACAUUCUUGAUCGCUGCAUCUGCCUCGGCAACAAGAGAUGUUUCUGCCUUCCGGAGCCAGACGAGUCUUUUGUCCUGCCGGUAGAUGAUAAAGCUUUUGUUAGUCCCCCUUCCCACUUGCUACCAAGUCACUAA